Molecule: messenger RNA, 4199 nt
Organism: Chenopodium quinoa (quinoa)
Lineage: Eukaryota; Viridiplantae; Streptophyta; Magnoliopsida; Caryophyllales; Amaranthaceae
Product: trafficking protein particle complex II-specific subunit 120 homolog
Exons: 10
Coding region: 212-3769 (1185 amino acids)
Cellular component (GO): trans-Golgi network
Source: RefSeq, a predicted model, not a curated record
CUAAAGUCUCGAGACGUUUUUCAGCAACAUCUUUUUUUUAUUACGAGUAUUUUAUUUUACUAUUCCCUUUAGCCCUUCCUUCCCAACAAUUCGACAUCAUUCAUUUUGCAGAAAACAUACCAAAAACACAAAACCAUCUCCGAUCCACCUUCAAACAGUUAAAAUCCUCUCUCCUACAAUCUCAAUCUUCCACCUUCACACUCCCCCAAAAAUGGAACCAGAUGUAAGCAUUGAGUCAAUGUGCACGAUCCGAAUAGCAGUGCUUCCAAUCGGCCAAAUCUCACCAUCCCUUUUCAGAGAAUACGCUUCUCUGUUAACCCUUCACUCAAAAAUCGAUCUUUCAUCAAUCAGUUCAUUCUACACUGAACACCAGAAAUCCCCCUUUACCCAUCAACCUUGGGAUUCUGGGUGUCUUCGUUUUAAGUUCAUUCUUGGUGGGUCACCUCCUAGCCCUUGGGAAGAUUUUCAAUCCAAUCGUAAAAUCCUUUCUGUAAUCGGGAUCUUUCAUUGCCCUUCUUCCCCUGAUCUUGAUUCUGUCAAUGAUCAGUUUAACAUUGUUUGUAAGGGGUAUAACUCUUCUUUGUCUCAGAAGUGCUUUGGGUUUUGCCCUAGUGAUGAGCAGCUUAAAGAUGGCAAUAGAAGACAGGACAAUUUGAAUUUGUUUCCUCCUGCCGAUAGACAGACUCUGGAGAUGCAUAUGCACACAAUGAUGCAGGAUAUCGCUGCUUCAUUGUUGAUGGAAUUCGAGAAAUGGGUCCUCAAAGCAGAAUCUGCUGGGACAAUUGUCAAGACACCUCUGGAUUCACAAGCCAGUCUCAGCUCAGAGGAGGUGAUCAAGGCAAAAAAGCGGAGACUUGGCCGUGCACAGAAAACCAUAGGAGAUUACUGUCUUUUAGCCGGUUCACCUGUUGAUGCCAAUGCCCACUACAAUACUGCUUUAGAACUUGCCAGAUUGACAGGGGACUUUUUCUGGUACGCUGGGGCGCUUGAGGGCAGUGUUUGUGCAUUAAUGAUGGAUCGUAUAGGCCAGAGGGAUCCAGUUUUGGAGGACGAGGUGAAGUAUCGGUAUAAUAGUGUCAUUGUACACUAUAGGAAGUCAUUCAUACAGGACAAUUCACAGAGAGUUUCACCUGUGAGCUUUGAACUUGAGGCUACUUUGAGGCUGGCCCGAUUCCUUUGCAGAAGGGAACAAUCUAAAGACGUAGUAGAACUACUGACAAAUGCAGCAGAUGGCGCAAAAUCCUUGAUUGAUGCCACUGAUCGAUUAGUACUAUAUGUUGAGAUAGCUCGACUUUAUGCAAGGCUUGGGUAUGAGAGAAAAGCCGCCUUCUUCUCAAGGCUGGUAGCACAGCUGUAUCUGCAACAGGAUAAUAGAUUUGCUGCUAUAAGUGCCUUGCAAGUGUUGGCUAUAUCAACAAAAGCUUAUCGUGUUGAAAGCAAAGCAUCUAGGGCCAGAGAUCCGCUUCCUGAAAAUGGAUCAAGUCCUGUGGAUGGUGGAAAGAUGAAUCUCAAUUCUAUAGUUUCACUAUUCGAGUCCCAGUGGAGCACUCUACAGAUGGUUGUGCUUAGAGAAAUUCUUCAAUCUUCUGUGCGAGCAGGUGAUCCUCUUGCUGCAUGGAGUGCGGCUGCGCGACUGUUGAGAAGUUACUAUCCUCUUAUUACACCAGCUGGUCAAGAUGGUCUUGCAACUGCUCUAACGAACUCAGCAGCUAGGCUUCCUUCAGGGACUCGCUCUGCUGACCCUGCUUUGCCUUUCAUUCGGUUACAUUCUUUCCCAAUCAGUCCAUCUCAGACGGAUAUUGUGAAGCGCACUUCUGGAAGAGAAGAUUGGUGGGCGGGUGCUGCUCCUUCAGGACCUUUUAUUUACACUCCAUUUAGCAAAGGGGACACUAAUAUUAACAGUAAGCAAGAGCUGAUUUGGGUUGUUGGUGAACCAGUUCAGGUGCUUGUUGAAUUGGCCAACCCAUGUGGUUUUGAUUUGGUUGUCGAUAGUAUUUAUCUCUCAGUUCCUACUGGAAACUUUGAUGCUUUCCCCAUCAGUGUGACUCUUUCCUCUAAUUCAUCAAAAGUUAUUGCAUUAUCUGGAAUUCCUACAUCUGUGGGACCCAUAACAGUUCCAGGAUGCAUUGUUCACUGCUUUGGAGUUAUCACUGAACAUCUUUUUAGAGACGUUGAUAACCUGCUGCUUGGUGCAGCACAAGGGCUUGUUUUGUCUGAUCCUUUCCGCAGCAGUGGCUCCCCAACUUUGAGAAAUGUAUCAGUCCCAAAUGUUUCCGUGGUUUCACCUCUGCCAUUGCUUGUCUCUCAUGUUGUAGGUGGUGAUGGCGCUGUCAUUUUAUAUGAAGGUGAAAUUCGUGAUGUGUGUAUAAGCCUGGCCAAUGCAGGGACAGUUCCAGUUGAGCAAGCACAUAUAUCAUUGUCUGGGAAAAACCAAGAUGCUGUUGUUUCAAUUGCAUAUGAAAAUUUGAAAUCUGCCCUUCCACUUAAACCAGGUGCAGAGAUCACUUUACCAGUGACGAUCAGAGCCUGGCAACAUACCACUGUGGACUUUGAUACUGCUGCAGGGAGGUCUGGGGGUUUUGGACGACAGUCAAAAGAUGGGACCAGCCCGAUGUUGAUGAUUCAUUAUGCAGGGCCCUCGGGAUGUGACAUGGAGUCUGCAGCAGACAAUACCAUUGUACCUCCUGGAAGACGCUUAGUUGUGCCAUUGAAUGUCUGUGUUUCACAGGGAUUAUGUUUUGUGAAGGCUCGUAUGUUGUCAAUGGAGAUUCCUGCUCAUGUUGGCAAAAACAUUCCUAAACCAUCUAUAGCAGACAAUGAUACUGAGCUAUCUUCAGGCUCUAACAGAAUUGAAAGAUUGGUGAAAAAGGAUCCAUAUAGGGGUACUUGGGGACUGCGUUUCCUUGAACUUGAGCUGUCUAAUCCUACUGAUGUUGUAUUUGAUAUUAGCGUUUCUGUUCUGCUCGAAAAUUCUAGUAACGAGGAUAGUUCUACUGACCAAGAACCUGCUGAGUUUGGCUAUCCAAAAACCACCAUUGAUAGGGAUUCCUCUGCUAGAGUGCUGAUACCACUGGAACAUUUUAAGUUACCAGUUCUUGAUGCUUCCUUUUUUAUUAAGGAGCGUUUGGUUGAUAGAACUUCUAGUGGUAGAAAUUCAAGCUAUUCAGAGAAGAGUGCUAAAGCCGAGCUAAAUGCUUGUAUAAAGAACUUGAUAUCAAGGAUUAAAGUCCGAUGGGAAUCUGGAAGGAACAACACUGGAGAACUGAAUAUCAAGGAUGCAAUGCGAGCGGCCCUUCAAUCAUCUGUUAUGGAUGUGCUGCUCCCUGAUCCCUUGACUUUUGCCUUUCGGCUUGCUCGGGGUGGUUUAGGAGAUGAUCUACAGAGUUCUGCAACAGAGAGCUCAGUGUUAGCACAUGACAUGACUCCUAUGGAAGUUCUGGUUCGUAAUAAUACCAAGGAAUUGAUCAAGAUGAAUCUCAGCAUUACAUGCAGAGACGUAGCUGGAGAGAACUGUCUUGAGGGUCCCAACGCUACUGUAUUGUGGGCUGGUGUUCUCUCUGGAAUUACUUUGGAAGUACCUCCGCUUCAGGAAAUUAAGCACCAAUUCUCAUUGUAUUUCCUCGUACCUGGUGAAUACACCUUAGUUGCUGCCUCAGUGAUCAAUGAUGCUAACGAGAUCCUUAGGGCACGUGCAAGAAGUGAUUCACCCACCGAACCAAUUUUCUGUCGAGGACCUCCUGUUCACAUCAAUGUUUGUGGGGCGGCAUGAUUGGUGGUUUGCUGAAAUUGAUUGCCGGUAAUUAGGCUGAGAUUAGCAGGUUACUUUAUACAUUGUAAUUGAAUACAAAUCCGGCUUUUGGGUCCCGUUGCAGACAUCAUUUGAGUUUGUACCCGUUGUUGCAUAAUUUUGCUGCUCUAGGGGUUGUUGAGUUGGAACUUUGGUGAUCAGCAUAUGGGCAUACAGCUAGGUGUGAAAGCCUAUUAGGUUGUAUACAUGUAUCAUUAUGAUUCGAAUUCUGGGUUUUUUUUUUUUUUUUUGGGUAGUUCCUUUUAGAAUUCUCUGGGCUACUCUGAUAACUAUCUCAUCUUCCAAAUUUUUGGAAAAAUUGAUUGAGCAUUUUUUUUAAUUGAAAUGUUUCAUUGUUAGACUGCACCAAUAUUUGAAAUAAUAGUCAAAAUUCAGAUACUUGUUACUUGAA